AUGGAAAUAAAGGAAUACGAAAAGAAAAUAUUUCCAUGUCCUGUUGAUAAAAAUGGUAUAAACAGUAAUCCCUCUAAAUUUGAUAGUCCAAGUGAUCUUAUUAAACAAAAUAUAAAAUUAAAAGAGAAAGAAAUAAACAUGAGCAAUUUUAAUUUAAAAACAAUAUGUUACAAUAAAGAGAUGUUAAGUAACAGCAUCAACUGUGAUAGGAGUAGCAAUCAAAACGACGGUUCAAAUGAAAAAAUUAGCAUAAAUGAAAUGAACCAUCAUAUGAAAGAAAACACCACUUCACACCGUUCAAACAAUGUAAUUAAUUAUAAAAACGUGUACUAUUAUUUUAAUAGAAAUAAAAUGAAUUGCUCCAACAGCUCUUGUCUGGACGUUAAUAAAAAUGAAGAUAAGAAUGGACAAUGUGAGGACAGUCACAUCCGGCAUAAUGAAUUCUUUUUUGAGGGAAAAGUAAAGGGAGAAAAUAAUCAUGUUGGUGUUCAUAGUACCAAUAGUGGUAGUGGCAAUAAUGAUACCACCAUUACUAGUAAUAGUAGUAGUGGCGGCAAUAAUGGUAGCAGCACUGAUAGAGAUACAAAUUAUACAAGCAAUAAUUCUGCAAUUUUUAUAGGCAAUAGAAAUAGUGAAAAUUUCCUCGAUAUAAAUAUUUGCAUGAACAGUGAAGAAAAAGAAAGCAGAAUGAGUAACAAUUUAAAAGGAAAAUGCUAUAAUAAAAUUAUAAUGAGCAGCAAAAUAGAGAGUCAAAAGGAAAUGACGGAAGUUGGUACUACCAUUAGGGGAGAUAAUAUUGACCCAACUAUGAACUCAAAUAAGAACAAGUUAUACAAUGAAAAAUGGACUAAUAAUAAUGAUAAUGCGAAGAAGUCAUCUUGUAGUUAUAAAGAUAUAUCAUCCUAUCAAAUAAUAGAAAAGGAAAAUAACUUUGGGGGAACACAACGAAUAAAUAAUUGUGAAGUCAAAAAUUGCAGCGUGCAUAAUUGUAGUAAUAGUAGUAGUGUAAACAUUAAUGAAGGUAUUAAUAUCUUUAACAAUUCUGAUGAUAAAACAAAGAAUAAUUCGAGGGAUAUGGAAAAUAGGUACAAUAGUGAGGUAAUCCUUAACACUUACAACACUGAUGACAGUACUACGUACAUGACAAAAAAGGAAAUAUUGAAUGUACAAGAAGGUAUAAAUAGUUUGAUGAUGGGUGAGUGGCAUAUGGGCACAUUAUGUAAGAGUACUAUAAGUGCAAGAGGUAAUGGGACAAAUGUAAAUGCUGAAAUGAAUAAUAGUAAUUUUGAGAAAAAUGAAUUUAACAAGCGUAUUUUGGAAAAACGUACUAAUGAUAGUUAUCCCUUUACUAAUGAAAAGUCUUUUAAGAGAAAAAAUAUGAUUAACACAAAUUCGAAAAAUAUAAAAGCAAUUGAGAAUAGUUGUGCUUAUAUCAAAAAGAAUACAUAUUUGAGAAAAAAUAAUUAUGAUGUUAUAUGUGAAGAAAAAAAAAUAGCAGACUUCAAUUUUUUUGAGAAUAAAAAUACAAAUAAAAUUUUAAAAACGAAAAGUGAAUAUAUGAACAGGAAUUACGUAUGUUCUGAUGGCACUAUAAUAAAAGAUGCUAAUGAAAAGACAAAUAAAAAUAAGUUAAACGAUUUUAAUGAAAAAAACGUUAACCUGUUAAGAAAAGCCCAGAAAGGCACUACUACUGAUAAUGUUGAACGUGAGUCAACCGAAGAGUACAAUUCGAAUAAUUUAUGUGCAAAUCACAUUUCUUUAGCUUCAAAAACUUCGCAAACUAGCAUUAAUAAUAUUUAUGAAUUGGAAGUACAAAAUGCGGAGAUGGCCGAAUAUUCCAAAUUAGAGAAUUCAAAAGGGGAUAACAGAAAUGAAAAUAAGACUACAUUUGAAUUAAAAAAUAUUGUAAAGUCGUUGGAAAUGGUUAAAAAUAAAGGAACAAAUGAAAUACCUGAACAAGUAGGGUCUUCCAUACACAAAAUUAAUAUUGGAAAUAAUGAAAUAAAAAAUUUAGCACACAUUAAUUUCGAAGAAUGCACCUCAUUAUUAUCACAGGAUAGCAUGAAGAUUAAGGAGGGGCUUCUUAUAUGUAAUGAGAAUAGAGGAAUUAAUGAUACAGGGAAAGGGAGCUUACAAAAUGCUAUCCUAGUAGCACGCGGAUCGGCAACUGAGGAUGGUGAGACGUUGCAAGGUAAAAAAAUGGGUAUUAUGAAAGUACUAAAAAAUAAGGACGUCACUGAUAAAGAUAAGAAGAGGUCGAAAAAAGGAGAAGCAGAAUGUGCUAAAGAGGUAAGAGAACAGUUAAUUAAUCUUACAACGGAUGGUUGCUUUUCACCAAAAUAUGCUCUUUUGACUAGCCCAAAAAAGAGGAAAAGUGAAAAAAGCAUAAACGAGAAGGGCUUAAGUGAAAAGUGCAUAUGUAAAAAAUACGUAAGUAAAAAAUGCGUAAGUAAAAAAUGCGCAAGUGAAAAAUGCAUAAAUGAGAACAAAGAGACAAGAAAGAGCUGGAUAGAUGCAAAUAUAAAAUUUUCGGACAAAGAUACAAUAAACCAGAAUAGGUUAGAUUCUAUUUGUGAUAAAAAAGGCUCAAAGGAGAACACAGUUAACGGUUAUGUUAUAGAUAAGAACAAUUAUGUUCAUAGUGGGAGGUUAAAUAAUCAAAUUAGUAGCAUACAUGAGGAAAGUAACAAUAACCUUUUUCCAAAAGAAAAAAUGAAUAAAAAUAUGAACAGUUCAGGUGUUUUGUUAUAUGAUAAGGUGCGUUAUAUAUAUACAAAUGAGAGUGACCAAAUAGACCGCAAAAAAAUAAUUAUGCAAUCAGAUACAGUUUUAUUAAAUGAGGAUAAGAAUAAUUCUUCAGUAGGAAGUUUCAUAAAUGAUACAAGAAAAGCAGUGAGUUCAAGUCAAUCAAAUAAUUUUAACAUCUUAAGUAAUAAUUAUGCAUUAUACCAAAAUGGUAGUGAAGAAUGUGUAAAACGUAAGAAUAGUGAGAAGAAUUCCUUAACAGGUGAAGUAAAUAAAGAUGUUUUAGAUUUUAGUAAAGAAUGCAUAAAUGGAACAAAUUACGAAAACUGCAAAAAUGCAGAUGAUUAUAAUUCCCCUAAUUAUAGGAAAAAGAAAAAAAGAACAGGCAUACCUUUAAAUGAAAGAAAAUAUUAUCGUGUUUUAGCAAAACAAAUGAUAAAGAUACAAGGACUAACAUUCGAUCACAAUCAAAUCAGAUGGAUUGCUUACUGGAAAAACGAGAAUAACAAACAAAUACAAAAACAUUUCCCAGUAUGUAAAUAUGGUUUCUAUAAAGCUAGACAGUUAGCUCUUGAAUUUCGAAACUCUAAAGUUAGAAAUAAGACUAACGGUGUGGAGAAUUGUAUGAAGGGGGAUGCUAAUAGGCAGAACAGUCAUAAGGACAAUAACAAUAAAGAAGUUACCAGUAAAAAGAGUUGUGGUAAGGACAGUUGUAGUAAGAGGAGUAAUGGUAAAGAAAUUUGUACUAAGAAAAGUAACUCCAAAGAAAAUAAUAAUAGUUGUAAAAAGAGAAAUACGACAACCUUAAAUACUUUGAGCAACUAUACUAGUGCUAAUUCUACUUCACAUGCUCGCAGUAAAAUUAGAGGUAAAUGCAUUAACAGUAAAAGAAAUACUAGCGAUAGAUGGAAGCAUAACAGUACGAAUGUUAUUAAUGGUGGUAAUAAUGACAGGAGCAGUGGAAAUAGUAAUGAUGACAGGGAAAAAUGCAAAUAUAGUGGCACUCUCCCUAAAAAGAUAAGCAAUCAACAAAAUGGAAAUACAAAUUUCUUAAAUAAUAGAAUAGGUCUAAGAGGUGCAAAUUGUUAUGGUGGAUAUAAUUCCACAGAAAAGUUGUUAUGCAAUGGAAAAACCCUUGAUAUAAAUUACAGAAAUAAUAUGAAUAAUGCAAAUAAUAUGCAUUGUAACGGGAAAGCACAAACUAAUAAUAUUUCCCUACAUCAAAAUCAGAAUAUUUUUUCUAAUUUUAAAAAUAACUACAAUUCAAGAAAAUUCAAUGAUUCCCUUGGUUUUAUCCCCAACAACAUGGAUGGCCCUUUACAUAGGACAGGUGAGAUAAACAAUUUAUAUGAGGUAGAAGUUUCAAAUAAUUAUGGAGAAAAUUGCUUUAAAAUGAGAGACAAUCAUAUCAAAAAUUAUAAUAUUAACAAUGCUAAUAUAAAUACUAGUAUGAACAAUUCAGGUAAAAUAUAUACUAAUGAAUUUGUAAAUUCUAAUUUUUUUUUUGAUAGUGAUAGGAAUAUAAAUACACGCAAAUUCGGUGACACAUGGACUAAUGGGGAUCUACAUGCUCCUAGGGGUGGCGAAAAACUGAACAGCCUGAAUCGCAUGAACCACAUGAACAACAUGCACCUCAUGAACAACAUGAACCUCAUGAACAACAUGAACCACAUGAACAACAUGGACAACAUGAACCACAUGAACAUGAACAACAUGAACAUGAACAACAUGAACAUGAACAACAUGAACAUGAACAACAUGAACAACAUGAACCACAUGAACAACAUGAACCACAUGAACAACAUGAACCACAUGAACAACAUGAACAACAUGAACCACAUGAACAACAUGAAUCACAUGAACAACAUGAAUCACAUGAACAACAUGAAUCACAUGAACAACAUGAACCACAUGAACAACAACAUUAAUAAUAAAAAUGAGGUAUAUGAUGUAAACUUCUUAAUGAAUGGUGGAAAAUGUCAGAAUAAUAUUUCCGACGUUGGCGACACGUGCAACGCGGAUUAUAUUGGAAACAGUAGUAGUAAUGACGUGCCUUCCGGUAGAAGCCCUCAUCAUGGGCAUUACAGAAGAAAGACAAGUAACAGGAACAAUCUCUAUAGUGAUAAAAUUUUAAAUGAUAACAAAAACUUCAGCGAAGUGGGUCCAGCAUAUGAUGAAUAUUCCAGUAGGACAUUUGAAGGAGUUGAAGAUGAAGACAUUUCAAAUAAGUGUAACUAUGUACAACAUUAUAGCUGUAGUUAUGUUAACAAUUCAAAUGAUAGGAACAUAAAAAGUGAUAUUAACAGAAUGGAUAUUAUGGAGGAAAAUAGGCAUGAAAUUGACAGUAUAAGGGGAUUAUAUAGUUCGAAUUUGAGAUCUAGUUUUAAUGGCACGAAUAAAUAUGUAGAUGAAUACACUCGCCCUUAUCACGUGCUUGAGGACAGGGGAAUAAAUAACAAUAAUAAUAAUUAUACGAAUAACAGCAACAGUAAUUAUAGUAGUAACAUCAACAGUUGUUAUAGUAAUAACAUCAACAGUAGUUAUAGUAAUAACAUCAACAGUUGUUAUAGUAAUAACAUCAACAGUUGUUAUAGUAAUAACAUCAACAAUAAUUAUAGUAACAGUAGUAGUUACCUGGAAAAUGGGGGAAAUGUAGCAAUAAAUAAAUAUAUUAAAGAUAUUGUUAGAAUCCCAAAUGAAAGCCUUCCAAAUAUUAGUGACAUAAAAAACAAUUCACAAACUACGAGAAUGAACUGUCUAGAAGAGGAUAAUAUUAUCGGAAACAAUAGUAGUAAUAAUAAUGGCAGAACAAGCAACAACAAUAGGAGCAGGAGUAACAACAAAGGGAACAGGAGUAACAACAAAGGGAACAGGAGUAACAAUAAAAGAAACAGGAGUAACAAUAACAGAAACAGGAGUAACAAUAACAGAAACAGGAGUAAUAACAGCAGGAGCAGAAGUAAAAAGAAUAACAACACAAGUAACAUCAGUAACAGUAUCUACAGCAACAACAGCAACAACAGCAACAAGUCUAACUCACCGGGAAAGGACAAUGAAUUCCUUAGUAACGAAAACAUAGAAUUAAAUGUAUUUAAAAACGACAGAAGUGAAAAAGAUUCUUAUGCGUUAACUAGAGCUUCAACGGCUACCCAUUUUUCUGAACAUUUUAAUAGUUUAAUAAAAACGAACAAAAAUGUGUAUUUUGAAAAUGAUCAAAUAAAAAAUUACUCAAAUAAAGACGAAUUUUCAACAAGAGAAAGAAUAACGAACACAGAUGAGGAGAGUGAUCAUAAACUUGUACAUAAAAGCAGUACGAAUAUGAUAAGAAGUCAAGAAACAAGCAACAAAAAAGAAGUAAACAUAGGUGGAAAAAGUAGAAAUAUAUAUCAAAAAAUGAAUGAUAUUGCUUCAUUUGAAAAGGAUAAAAAAAGUGCAUAUUGCCCCCAAGGCAAGAUAACUGCGAAGAGCGCAAUAUUAAAAACAAGGUGCCCAUAUUUAGAAAAAGCGAAGAAUACAAUGAACUACUUUUUCAGUUCAGUUAAAAAUAAGGAAGAAGGCACAGUUGUAAGCAAUUCCAUUUGCACAAAUCAAAAUGGCAAGAAGUGGGAUAAUAAUAUCUCUACCACCAAAGGAGAGUACAUGAACAUGAAUAAUAAUUACGCUGUUCCUUUUGACUGCAACAAUAUAUACUACUAUAAGUUUCUUGAUAAUACACCAGGGGGUUAUAGCUGCAGUGAUGAGAUAAAAGGAUGCAAUAUUACAAGUAAAAACAGGUCUUUGUUGACGGACAUUAGAACAGGUAUUAGCAAAACUAAUACUAAUAAUACGAAGAAAAAAGAGCGAAAAUGUGAAAUAUAUAAGGAUACGGAUGAUCGCAGUAGUGUAGUGAGCGGAGUCAUGUACAAUAUAGAAGGAAUAGACGACAUUAAUUAUGAUUUAAAAAAUGAAGCAAGUAUAAAUAAAAACAAAAGCCCGUAUAGAAGCACAAAUAAAAGUUUAAAUAAAAGAACAAAUAAAAGUAUGGAUAAAAGCACCAAUCAAAAUAAAAAAAAAAGAAAGUACUUAAUAAAUACACCCCAAAGUAAUAGUGACCUAAAAUAUAGCGAAGGAAAAAAAUUGGCAAAAGUAUGUGUUGACGAAAAGAUGAAUAAUGAUAUUCAAAAUGGAAAGACAACUAAUUCUAAUUGCGGGAAUUGUAGCAGUAAUAAUGAUAACAAUAAUAGUAAUACCUUGGAUGUACUAUUUUUACGUAAGGGUGACGAUCCUUCUAAUGGUAGUACAGGUAUACAAUUUUCUAAUAAUACAUGUGUAAAAAAGUUAAUUAACAAACAAAAAAGAGUAGAAAAAUAUUCCUAUAAGUUCAAAAAUUUUAAUAAGAAAAAUUCGAAUGAAGAUAAUAAUAUAAAUUAUUAUAAUGAAGUAAUGAAAAUACCUAAGAUGAAAGGUGUUCAUUUUGAUAUAAGACAAAAAAGAUGGUGUGCAUAUGGAUAUAAAAAAAAAGAGUGCUUCUCAGUUUAUAGAUAUGGCUUCUUAACAGCGAGAGAAUUAGCUGUGAGGAGUAGAUUAAAAGUACAAAAAAGGAAAAAUAAUUUAAGGCUAAAAAAGAGUAAAGGGGAAAUGAAUAAUAAUGCAGAUAACAAGAAAUACAAAGCACCAGUUAAGAAGUAUUUAAGGGGGGAGAGGAUGCCAUCGACGGUUAAUUGUGAGAACGUGUCACCUAUCUGUUUCUCGCGCUCCAAGGGUCAUACAUCUAACAGUAAUAACAAUAUGAAUGAAAAUAACAAUAACAAUAAUAAUAAUGAAAAUAACAAUAACAAUAAUAAUAGUGAAAAUAACAAUAACAAUAAUAAUAGUGAAAAUAACAAUAACAAUAAUAAUAGUGAAAAUAAUAAUAACAAUAAUAAUAGUGAAAAUAAUAAUAACAAUAAUAAUAGUGAAAAUAAUAAUAACAGUAAAAAUAAAAUUGUAAGUUUGAUUUAUAAAAAUGGGGGGAAUGUAGAAGGAAUAUCAACAGGUGAUAUUGCUCCAUAUGGAAAUGAUAAAAUAAAUAAUUAUAUAUUUACGAAAAAUGAAUAUUGUAAAAAUUUUGGUAUUAUUAAUACGGAUCUUGAUGAAUAUCACAGUAGAAACACAAUAGACAUCUCAUUGUCGAAGACAAGUGAUAUAAACAAUGGCAAUAGUAAUUUAAAUAAUAUUUAUAAUUCUUUUAAUUACGUCGAUUCAAACAAUAACACAAAUAGUAAUGUAAACUAUAAUUAUAUGAAAACGUCUAAUGAGGCUAGUGCAUUGGAGAAUACUGCCAAUAUAGUCAAUGGGAAAAAUAGCAUAUAUUUUAAUAGUUUAAAUUGUGCAUAUUACCCUAACAAUAUUAGUGGAUUUGACAGCACACAUAACUUCAACGGGGAAUACAAUUUUUCCGGGUUUAACAGUGGAAGAAAUAUUAAUGAGGAAAUAGUGGUUAGUAAUGUUCACAAUGUAUACAAAGUUAAUAGAUCAAAGGAUAAAAUUAGAAUGAACAGUAAGAUGAACAACCAGGUGAACAACACGAUAGGAAAUCAGGUGCCAGAUGUGAUAGGAUACCAGAUGAGCGAUGCAACAGGAUACCAGAUGAGCGAUGCAACAGGAUACCAGAGUCACAACCAGAUGAACAAAAGCCACUUCAACGGAGCAUGGGAUACAGGGAAGAACUGUGGUUUACCAUACCCUAUGGAAGACGAGGGGAAAAACGCUUUUAUUAACAGAAAUAUCUUUGAUAAGAAUGUGUUAAAAGAAUCAUUUCGUGAGCAGUAUUUGUUUGACAGGAGCACAAGUUUUUACAACUUCACAAGGUUUAAUAAAUUGAUUAAAGGGAAUAAUUUGCCAAGUUUAAAUGGUAAAGGCAUAGCUGCAAAUGUUAGGAAUAGAGAAGAGCAUAAGGGGGUUAACUAUAAUGAGACAACUGAGGGAAAGCAUGAUUACAGCCUUGAUCUUGAUGAUAAUACGAAACAGAAAAAAAGAAAAAUUUCAAGAAAGAAUAUUAUCAAAUCGAAUGUAACUCUUCCUAAGGAUAGUAAUAUAACUUUCUCAGCAAAAAUGAAUGGUAACUAUUUAAAUAAAGAGGCUUAUAUAAAUGACAUUGUAAAUGUUCAUGGUAAAUUUGUUUAUGAUAAGAAUGAGGUAAAAAAUUUAAACAUUGUGGACAGUGAUAAGUAUACAAAGGAAAACAUGUUAAAUAAUGGAAGAGACCAAUGUAUGCAAAUGAACUGUGAAUGGAAUUUAUGCCUUAAUUAUAAAAGGAAUGACGUAUCAAAUAAAAAAGAUAAAAGUAAUUAUGAGAAUGUAAGAAGUUGCAUGAAUAUCUGUUCGAAUAGUAGGAAUAAUUUAUCUUUUUUUUUAGAAAAAAAUAAUUUUUUAAUAAAUUAUAACAAUGGUGGAAGAGGUGAAUGGAUAAGUGGAAAAUGUGGAGAACUAAAAAUGAACAACGUUCGAGGGGUAGAUGAUGUCCACUGUGUGACAAAUGUUGAAAAUGUGAACAAGUCAGGUCAAAAUUCAAUUUCUACCGCAAAUAACGGGAAAUGCUUAAAUAGAACUAAUUGGGGGAAUAAAAAACAAAAUGAAGAGCUCGAUGAUACCAUAGAUAAUAUCAUCGUUGAUAGCAACAUCAUUGGUAGUAGCGUCGUUGAUAGCAGCAUCGUUGAUAGCAGCAUCGUUGAUAGCAGCAUCGUUGAUAGAAGUACCAUUGAUAUAAGCAUCAAGGAUAAUAGAAGCAUGUCAAACAAAGAUAAAAUAUAUGAAAACAAUAAUUUAAAGCAUACAGAAAUGUAUGAGAAAGAGUUGGUGCACCAUUAUGUAAACACAAAGAAAGAAGAACAUUCCUUUCAGUGGAUGAACAGUGAUUUUAGGUGUGAUAGUCAUAAAGAUAACAAAAAUAACACUAAUAAUAAUUGUAAUGAUAAUAAUAUCGAUAAAAAUAAUAACGUCGAUAAUAGUAGUAAUAACGCUAAUAAUAAUGAUAUUGAUAAUAAUGAUAAUAAUAAUAGUAAUAAUAGUAAUAAUAGUAAUAAUAGUAAUAAUAGUAAUAAUAGUAAUAAUAAUAAUAAUAAUAAUAGUAAUAGUAAUAAUAGUAAUAAUAAUAAUAGUAAUAGUAAUAAUAGUAAUAAUAGUAAUAAUAAUAAUAAUAAUAAUAAUAAUAGUAAUAAUGGCAAUGCUUCUAACCAUAUGAAGGGUAACCAUAGCGGAGUUAUAAAGGGGGCACACGAAAGCAAAAACUUGUCUAACGAUUUUCUGGUAGAAGAUAAAUAUGCGAAAAAAAAAUGGAUUGAAGAAAUAAAUCCAAAUUACAUCAAUAAUAAUUUUGCCCAUGACCAUGUUGAUAUUUUUAAUGUAAAUACUAAUAAUUUUUUCGCAAAAAGUAAGGAAGAAGACUGUGAGAAGAAGCAGGAAGACAAUGAAUUUUCUUCCUUUUCAAAUUAUGAAAAGCGUCACUUAAAUUUACUUGAUUUAACUGAAAAAAGAUUAAUGGAAAGAAGUUUUAAUCCAGAUGAAGAUAAAAUUUUACAUAAAAUAUGCGGUGAUAAUAUAACGGUUGGACAAAUAAGUGAAGAUGAAGGAAAUAAAUGGAGUAACAGUAGUGUAGUUAAUGGUUCCUCUAAUGAGCAGCUGUUAAAAAUUACAAGUUUGAAUGUUGAACAGUUAAGCAUAUUUCCUCAAAAUGUACGAAGCGAUAGUAAUGAUGAUAAUGAUGAUGGUAAUAAUACCGAUGGAGCGUACUUAAAUGAACACUUGUCCCCACACAGCACACUUCACUCAUCAGUGGACAGCAUAAAUAGAAAGGUAUGUAGAGACAAUAGAAAAAAUAAUUCUUUAAAUGGAACACAAAAAAUGCAUCAUAAGAAGACUUAUGUAAGAAGUAACAAUAUAACAGAUGGUAAUAAAUUUUUACGAACAAUGAAGUAUGAAGAAAGGAGAAAAGACAGCAGAAGAGGUGUUCUUGGUAAUCCCAAUUUUUAUUUACUGGAUAUGGAACAAGUAAAGUGUAAUGAGAAAAAAGACUAUUUAAAUGAAAAGGUAAGUCAAACAUAUGAUUCGUUAAAUAUCCGUUGUAUUGAUAAUGCAGAUGAUGUGAAGCAACUUAUUGAUGGGAGAAGAAUGAACAUUUCAGAUAAAAUCAUUAAUAACGAACAGAGAACAAAAGAUGUAAGCAAUUUUUAUGGUAAAGCCUCUACCAUGUCUACAGUUAACGACGAUUUGUGGAUAUGUUACGUGGACAUAGAUGAAAAUAAUAACAGCACAUUGAUUAGAAGUAACAGCCUUGAUAAGAAAGAGAGUGCCCAAUUAAAGUGCUCAAGGAAGUGCGAAAAUUUUAAAACAGAUUUACUAUAUAAAGAAAGAAUAAACGGGGAUUGUAAAAAGGGAAGGGGUAUAUGUACUAAUGACAUUCAGAAAAACUUCCUCAGUCAAGAGCCUGUGGAUGUUCCUAUGUACUACGAUAAUUACACAAAUAGGGAAAACGAAUUCGUAUCUAAUAAUAACCUUAACAUAUAUAAUUGUGAGGUUAUGGAACAGUGUAUAAAUAAUUUAAGUGAUAAAAACAGUUAUAUAUUAAAUAAGAAUAAAAGGAACAGCACUUUUUUGAUUGAUAAUGAAGCUUUAAAUAAUUUAAAAUGUAAAAAUGGUGAAUCUUACGAACCAUUAAAUUUGUUCAGUGAUAUUUAUGAAGAUCGAAAUAAAUAUAAUGAAAAGAAGUACAAUUCUCCCUUUAUCUUAAAUAAAAAUUAUAGUACAAAUAAUGGUAAUAAUUAUUAUGAACAAAAUAAUUCUAUAAUAUAUGGAACUCCAUACAUUUUUGGAGAGAAUACCAUGGAUGGACGAUCUAACGUGUGUAAUCUGAUAAAGAAACAAACGAAAGAAUCGUUUGAAAUUUAUACUUACAAAAACCCAGGAAGAGGACAGAUAGAUGAAAGUUUUGAGAAUAAGUUAAAUAAUCAUAGUAACAAAUAUGCGAAUACAGAAAAGAUCUGUCAUUUUAAGUGUCCAUACAAAGGCCAAAAAAGGGAGAAUUGUGAAGGGGCAAGAAGAAGGGAAUAUUCUGAAGGGGAACAAAAAGGGGAAAAUUUUGAAGAGGAAAAAAAAGAUAAAAAUUUUGAAGGGGCAAAAAAAGGGGAAUAUUUUGAAGAGGCACAAAAUUGUUCAAAUAAUGAGGAGGAAAAAAAUGAUGCAAAUAUAAAUAAGAAAAAAUAUCCUGUUUUAAGUAAUACAGUGUUGAGGUGCUUAACACCAAGAUGCAACACAAAUGAAGUAAGGGGGAGAUAUAUUAUGGAUGAUGCAAAAAAGAACAGUGUGAGUGAAUAUAUGAACUAUAAUUUAAUUGCAAAUUAUAAAUUAUAUGAUAAAGAUAAUAAACAAAGGAACUACAUAACGCCUACAAACGAUCUGAAAAAUUGUAUAAAUGAUGUGUAUCAUGGUAAUGAAUAUUUUCAUAAAAAUUAUCCUGAAGAAGAAAAAUGGAUGCUCAACGGAGAUAUAUUUUUGAAUAACGAAUAUUUUGAGGAAAGUAAUAAUUCUGAUAUAGAUACGAAAGAGGGAAAAAAAGAGAACAGAACUUUUUUAGAUGAAUAUGCAGAUAUUAAUAAAAAAGAAAGAAGACAGAGUAAAUUAAACAUUUAUAAAAAUUAUAAUAAAAAAGGAGCUAUAUUAAAAAAUGUAAAUACAUUAAAAAAGUUUAGUAAUAAAUUUCUUCAGAGAUUGUUAGAAGUAGACGUACUAUAUGAUAGCAAUUCGAAUAAGAAGUUUUUGCAAAAUGAUGAAUUGGUUGAUAACUAUUACUUAACUAUUUUUAAAAGUAUAAAUACUAACGAGUUUUUACAUUUUAAUUAUAAUUGUAAUAAUAAUAGUAAUAAUUUUGGUGAAAAGGGCUUUUUCAUGGAGUCAUAUUUUGAAUAUAUUUGCCUUACGUUACAUGACUUAAACGUGAAUAACUCAAAAGAUAUAAACAAGACAAUUAAUUUCAGAAAACUAAUAUACAAAUAUUUAAUAAUAGACUUAUUUAAAAAUAAAAAUACUCUUUUUUUUUCAAGUGAUGUGAAUAAGGAUUUAAAUUUUAAGGGCACUACGCAUGACCCUUCUGUAAAUCCACUAAUUCGAAACAAGUUAAGAAAAAAUAUAAGUUUAUUGAAAGAGGUUGAAAAAUAUCACAUAGAUGUUAUAAAUAACAUAUAUGAUGUAAAGUCUAUACAGCUAUACAUCGAUGUAUUCGUGACAUGUUUACUUAAAAAUGUUACAUCAAGUAAGUUGUCCUACGAUGAACAUGAUAUGCUAAUUAAGUCUUUGUUACUGUUUUAUUUUGACAGCAAAUAA
Molecule: messenger RNA, 13080 nt
Organism: Plasmodium malariae
Lineage: Eukaryota; Apicomplexa; Aconoidasida; Haemosporida; Plasmodiidae
Product: transcription factor with AP2 domain(s), putative
Exons: 2
Coding region: 1-13080 (4359 amino acids)
Biological process (GO): regulation of DNA-templated transcription
Molecular function (GO): DNA-binding transcription factor activity
Source: RefSeq, a predicted model, not a curated record